This is a messenger RNA of Carya illinoinensis, 1917 nucleotides long. Its product is annotated as vacuolar cation/proton exchanger 3-like. NCBI's taxonomy places the organism in Eukaryota, Viridiplantae, Streptophyta, Magnoliopsida, Fagales, Juglandaceae. Gene Ontology annotation, molecular function: calcium:proton antiporter activity. Gene Ontology annotation, biological process: intracellular calcium ion homeostasis; calcium ion transmembrane transport. The transcript is spliced from 12 exons. The record is from RefSeq and is a predicted model, not a curated record. Bases 155 to 1522 code for a protein of 455 amino acids. Gene Ontology annotation, cellular component: plant-type vacuole membrane.
AGUACUGCCACUGUUUUCGUAUCUCACUCCUCAUAACGCACAUACAUACAGAAAAAGCUACCUUACUGAGAAAUCUGCUUUAAGCCCGCCUGGUACGUACGUACUUUUCUUGGUAGAAUAGCUAGUACAGUAAUUUGGUUUUGUGGCACCAAGCAUGGCUUCAAACGUAGCAAUCCCUCCUCAUCACCAACAGCCAUGGCUGUUGGAAAGUGGCAACCCCAAGAGCCUGAACAAGGAGAUCAUGAGGCAUGGCCGGACAGCACACAACAUGUCAUCCUCUUCCCUUCGCAAAAAGUCCGACCUCACUCUUGUCUCAAGAGUUCCAUAUGCUUGCCUUAGACGCUUGUUGGCUAACCUUCAAGAAGUUUUUCUUGGAACUAGGCUUUUUGUUCUCUUUCCUGCCAUCCCUCUGGCCAUUCUCGCCAAUUGUUACGGUUUUGGAAGACCAUGGAUUUUCGCGUUGAGUUUACUUGGACUGGUACCAUUGGCUGAACGUGUCAGCUUUCUCACAGAACAAAUUGCUUACUACACAGGUCCUACAGUGGGAGGGCUCCUAAAUGCAACUUGUGGGAAUGCAACGGAGCUCAUUAUAGCAAUAUUUGCUCUAAAAGACCGUAAAAUAAGCGUGGUCAAGUAUUCUCUAUUGGGAUCCAUUCUUUCCAACCUUCUUCUGGUUCUUGGGACAUCUCUCUUUUGUGGUGGCAUUGCCAACCUUAGUAGAGAACAAAAAUACGACAGAAGACAAGCCGACGUGAACUCACUCCUGCUGCUGUUGGCACUGUUGUGCCACUUGUUGCCGAUGUUGUUUCGAUAUUCUGGGGCCUUGGCUGCUUUGACUGCUGAACCUGCCCUCCAGUUGUCAAGAGCCAGUAGCAUUGUAAUGCUAAUUGGAUACGUUGCCUACAUUUUCUUCCAAUUGUGGACACAUCGCCAAUUAUUUGAAUCCCCGGAGGACUCAGAAGGUGAUGAUGAUGCUGUAGAAGAAACAGCCGUGAUAGGAUUCUGGAGUGGAUUUACUUGGUUGCUCGGGAUGACUGUAAUCAUAGCUUUGUUGUCUGAGUAUGUCGUGGUUACAAUUGAGGAUGCAUCAGAUUCUUGGGGUUUGUCUGUAAGCUUUCUCAGCAUAAUCUUGCUACCGAUUGUGGGAAAUGCAGCAGAACAUGCAGGAGCAAUCAUAUUUGCUUUCAAGAACAAGUUGGAUAUAACUUUAGGUGUUGCUUUGGGGUCUGCAGCUCAAAUUGCAAUGUUUGUGGUUCCAUUAUGCGUGAUUUUAGCUUGGAUUAUGGGAAUCAACAUGAAUCUUGAUUUCAAUAUACUUGAGACUGGCUCUCUUGCUUUAUCUAUAAUUGCUACAGCUUUCACUUUGCAGGAUGGGACUUCUCACUACCUUAAAGGAUUGAUUCUCCUCUUAUUCUAUAUUGUCAUUGGAGCUUGCUUCUUCAUAUCCAAAACACCACUUAACCAAGCAGAUAUCAUCAUCCCAGGAGUUAAGAUGACAACAGAAGCAGUCUUCAGCGCUUAACAAGCGCCUUUUCCAGCUAGGGUCUCUCAUCCCCAGCAAGUAUGCUCCAAUGUUGGAACUUUUUCCUAGUAAUUGCACUCAUCAAUAUUCGUCAAUCAAAAAGCAACAAUUUAGGAUUUUUGCUCGAGGGUUCAUGCGCUUGAAGUUGAGAUCGAUGGAUUUUAUAUGCAUGCUGCAUGAUUACCAAAACUGAUGAACCUUGCUAAUUGAUGAGAAUUGGCAAUACAUGGUCUUAUAUAUUUCAAGAUGAACGUCUUUGUAGUUUUUACAGGAGUUUUGUUCAUAUAAAUGCCAGCAGAGUGGUGGCAUAUGGUAGAAAAGUUGGAUUGUUUCAGUACUCUUUGUCCAUCAGUUAUAUACCAAUAAAUGAAAAUUGUUGUUGUUUGGGUUUUCAA